Messenger RNA from Mesorhabditis spiculigera, 333 nucleotides. The record is from the annotation of a GenBank genome assembly. Lineage: Eukaryota; Metazoa; Nematoda; Chromadorea; Rhabditida; Rhabditidae.
AUGAAGAACACGUUCAACGCGCAAAACGCCCAAUACGCCUGGGCUGCCAGCGGUUGGGCGCCAUUCAGCCGGUUGCGUCCGGAAGUCCGGCGACCGCUACGGAAAAGCAGGUCGCCUCCGGGGCCAGCGCCGAAAGAGGCCAUCCCGUCUGGCGGUACUUCGAGUUGUGGAAACGCGAAGGCCCCUAUCCCGCCGUACGACAACGGCGUAUGCCAAAUCAUGCAGGUGCUGAUCCCGCGGGACAACAUCCAAUCCGCCAGGUCGCACCUAAAGCCGAUCACUAUCGGCUUACAGGAGGUCUGCGAGCAGGAGCGACAACCCGAGCUCCUUGGC